UCGCUUGAACAGAAACACAUUUUCACUGGUUGUGUCCUUAGCGGUGCUGAAGUUUGGUGGAACAAAUCAGUAAUGUAGGCAAUUUAAAUUGUAAUACAGUUUAAAUUGUUUACAUUACUGAAUUAGAUUACAAACUGUUCCCGAAUUCGGAAACCGUUAAUGAAAACCAGACUCAUCGGCGCCAUGAAGACAUAUUUUAUUAUCCUCUUUUGUAUUCAUGGAGCUUUAUCAGUGAAACAUUCCCUGCGCUACUUCUACACAACCUCCUCAGAAAUCCCAGCCUUCCCUGAGUUUGUGGACAUGGGGAUGGUGAAUGAUCAGGUCAUUAGCCGCUAUGACAGUAUCACGAAGAGGAAGGUCCCCAAGCAGAGCUGGAUGGAGACGGUUUUUGACCAGCAGUAUUGGGAUAGCACCACAAAGGACCUGAGAGGUGCAGAGAGCGUUUUCAAAACCAACAUUCAGAUAGCACAGAAGCGUUUCAAUCAAACAGGAGGCAUGCACAUUAGCCAGGACAUGUAUGGCUGUACAUGGGAUGAUGAGACAGGAUUCACAGAAGGGUUUCACCACAUUGGAUAUGAUGGACAAGACCUCCUGGCAUUUGACGUGAAGACAGCGACAUGGAUUGCCUCAGUCCCGCAGGCUCUCCACUCCAAAAUGAAGUGGGAAAUGGACCUGUCUAGCAUUGAGAUCAAGAAAAGCUACCUCACCCAGGAUUGCAUUAAGUGGCUGAAGAAGUACCUGGACUAUGGGAAGACUACUCUGCAGAGGACAGUCCCUCCCUCAGUGUCUCUGCUCCAGAAGACCCCCUCCUCUCCAGUGACCUGCCACGCUACAGGUUUCUACCCCAGUGGAGUCAUGGUGUCCUGGCAGAAAGAUGGGCAAGAACAGCAUGAAGAUGUGGAGAAUGGAGAGACUCUCCCGAACGAUGAUGGAACCUUCCAGAAAAGCACCCACCUCACAGUGACGCCUGAGGAGUGGAAGAACAACAAGUAUCAGUGUGUGGUUCAGGUCACUGGUAUCAAGGAGGACUUCAUCAAGGUUCUGACUGAGUUUGAGAUCCAGACCAACUGGGGUGACCCAGCCCCCAACAUUAUCCUCAUCAUUGGAGGGGUGGUAGCUCUCCUCCUGGUCGUUGUUGUCGUUGUCGUUGUUGUCAUUUGGAAGAAGAAGAGCAAGAAAGGCUUUGUUCCAGCCAGCUCUUCCGACACUGACUGGGACAAAUCUGGGCAAGGUUUCCUGUAAACUUGAGAAACCUCUGCACUUCUGUUACAUCAGAGAGCUGAAGAGGACAGCAACAGAAAUAACAAACAGAAACUUCCCAAGACUGUAACACACAUCAGUCUCACACACACACACACUGAACACAGAAUCCAUAUAUAAAACAUCUGUAGUCAGAAAUAGUCUUUGGUAAUUUCCUUAAGUUUUACUUUCAUUUAAUUGAUGGUUUGGCUUUUGAGAAGUUGUGAUGUAAUUUUGUGGAAUUAUGGAAUGUAAUAUUACAACUGUGUCAGAUGUAUAUUAGAACCGAUGGAACACUCGGCCGUACAGGUAAAUGUAGUAUAAGAUACAGUAAUUGUGUGAUGUUAAAGCUUUGCUCACACUAACUUGCCUAGCUUAUAGUUAUACAAUUAAACAAGGCCUGUCUACGUGUUCCAUUUGUACAUAUUUCACUUGAAGUGGUGGUAUUUUUCUUUCUUUUUGGGCGAGUAGGUUCUGUAGAAUAAGUUGGUAAUGGGUCAAAACAACUUUUUUUGCAAAUGUUUGUGCUUUGUACAUUAUGGAUGCUCUACACAAAGCAAUGAUCUACCAAAUCUUAUGCAAGUCACAUAUUCUUCAAGUGGAGGAGAGAUUGACUUCAUCACAGCUUUUAUUUAUGAGAGACUAAUAUAUCCUAUUCAAUUUCUAAUCCCAUUUGAAAAUGGCUUAAUAUGUUUUGCAUAUCCAAUCAUCAGAUGAAAUCAGCUGUCUUUUCAAUAGAAAAUAUCAUGUUUUUCAUUCUUCCCGAGUUGGAAUGUCACAGAAUUUUCUGAUUGUUUUGCAAAAUUCAGAGAAACAAAGUGUCAAGAUGGAUUCUAUAACCUGAGACUAUCUGAUAAACAGGCUAUGGCCUCUGCUUUGUCCUUCUUACUUCCAGGGGUAUGUGCCAAAUGCCUGUUUUCUGUUGACAAUAGCAAAGUCUAUGACAGGGUCAGAUAUUUAUUUUACCACCCAUUGUUUAUGUUAGGAUUGUGAGUAGGGUAAUCUGAUCCAAGAUUUGUUAUGAGGCAACUUUUUUUUAAUAUAUAUAUAUUUUUUGCAUUUUCCCCACUAAUGGUUAAGGGUAGGGGAAGCUGAUCCUAGAUCUGUACCUAGGGGAAACUUUACCACGGAGCGACAAAGACACCCAAAAGUCAUGACUCAUCAUGUGAUUCCUCUCAAUCAGUGGUGAGAAGAGUUAAUCUACCUAUAGAUGACACUGUGAUAUUGUUCAUCCUUCACUGUAGGCCUUUUGGACUGAUGGUUUGUCACUUUUGUGAUUCUUAUCAGGGUUUGAUUUGGUUUUCCCGUCAAAAGUACCGGAACACACUGGGAGUGGGCAAGAAUUCAGGAACACAUUUUCAUUGGGGAGAGAAAAUGAGUGUCCAAAGAUGACUUGGUUGGACUUGUAGGCUUGUUACUGUAGUUAUGGUCAAAGAGUUGUCAGCUAGUAUCCACUGGCUCUGUUCUAGUUCUUUCAGUAGCCUAUAGUCUUAAGGAAACAAAAACCCUUCUUAAAUGAAAAUGUGUCAAUGUAAUAGGCCUACGUCCCACUCGGCAGUAUGGAUAUGAAAAAACAUCCAUGUGUCGGCCAUCUUAUGAUUGAGGAUAGAUAGACAGAAGAUGGCUGUAUACUGAGGCUCUUACAUGAAAGGGUGUGGUAUUUACCUCAACACUGUUUGACACCACCUUCCUCUGUGUGUGUGUGUGUGCGCGCUGCUCAUGUUUGUCUCUGUGUGUGCGCGCGCUGCUCAUGUCUGUGUGUGCACAGUACUUUGAUUGCAUUUCUAUGCUGUAUUAUUUUAUUGCUGUGUUUUUCAAUGUGAUGAUAUAAAACAAUUUAAUAUCACAUGGAGCUAGAUCCAACAUGAUGCACCUCCUUCAAUGGGUCACAUCCAGUACGCCAAAUAAAGCUCUGACCUUAACCUGAGAUACAUGUAGCUCUAUUAUGCCAUUCUCAUAUUGAUGCAUUGUUCCACCUCUUUCACAUCAAAGUGAUCCUCCUCCCAUGUUAUUGAUUUGAGUCAAGGCCAUUGUCAGAACUAAACUUACAGCAUCAAGUUGUUGCAAGACCUUCCUGUAUUUAGGCCUACCACAAUACACUUGCAGGUUAUCUAAACUGUCUUGUCUUAAAUUAGAAAUACAGUACUUUAUUGUCAAUUGUCACAACGACACUGAUACUGUAUGUGUUUUCCCCCUUUAUUCCAAUUCAUCUGAUAUAUAUACAAAAUAAUUACCUUUCAACACAAUGUAGUGAAUUUCAUUGAUGGGGAAACUGCAACUACAUGAACCUGACAAAGAUCAAGAUGGCUUCUCAUUCACAAGUUUGGUUAUAAUGCAGGGUCUUUCUAUAGGGUGUAAGGACCUCUCAGUGAGGCGGUGGUCUCUUACUGUAUGUUUCUGUUUUAAGACCAUGUGUCUAUCAUAGACUUGGUAUAAUUACAUUAUGACUGUUAUAGACCAUUUUCUUCUGUUUCAGAUUAAAUACAGUUUUCAAUUA
Molecule: messenger RNA, 3736 nt
Organism: Oncorhynchus nerka (sockeye salmon)
Lineage: Eukaryota; Metazoa; Chordata; Actinopteri; Salmoniformes; Salmonidae
Product: class I histocompatibility antigen, F10 alpha chain-like
Exons: 8
Coding region: 160-1242 (360 amino acids)
Biological process (GO): immune response
Cellular component (GO): external side of plasma membrane
Source: RefSeq, a predicted model, not a curated record